Messenger RNA from Papaver somniferum (opium poppy), 928 nucleotides. Its product is annotated as PRA1 family protein F2-like. Bases 50 to 634 code for a protein of 194 amino acids. Gene Ontology annotation, biological process: vesicle-mediated transport. The record is from RefSeq and is a predicted model, not a curated record. The transcript has a single exon. NCBI's taxonomy places the organism in Eukaryota, Viridiplantae, Streptophyta, Magnoliopsida, Ranunculales, Papaveraceae. Gene Ontology annotation, cellular component: Golgi apparatus; endoplasmic reticulum.
ACUGCUCUAAGCUUAUAUUUUCUCUAAGAAUUUAAGGUCGUAUACAGAAAUGGAGACUGAUCAUGCAUCAGUUCAAACUCCAAUAUUACCUGAAUCAACAGGUGGUUUAGAGCUUCUCUUACGCGCAAAAGACCGACUAAGAUCUGAUCUAGUAACUACAAGACCUUGGAAAGAAAUGAUAUCACAAGAAGGUUUCAACAUUCCAUCAACUUUCAACGAUUCGAUUUCACGAAUCAAGAUCAAUCUAGCUUACUUCCGUAUGAACUAUACCAUCCUAGUCUUACUAAGUCUUUUUUUAAGUUUACUCUGGCAUCCAGUUUCAUUGCUACUCUUUGUUUUGACGAUGUUUUUAUGGUUGUUCUUCUAUUUCUUGCGCGACGAACCAUUAGUUAUUCUUCACCGGAAUAUUGAUGAUCGUGUGGUUUUAGUUGUGCUGUCUGUUUUUACUAUCUUAGUUUUGUUGUUAACUCAUGUUACACUUAACAUUCUUAUUUCGGUUUCUCUUUGUGUUGUUCUUGUUUUGGUUCAUGCUGGUUUAAGGAAGAAUGAAGAUUUGUUUGUUCUUAACGACAACAACGAAGAAGAAGACUUAGAGCAACUUCCUUUGGCUCCAGCUUCUUCACUUUCGUCAUAAUCCAGUUCCGAAAUGUACGAGAUUCGAAUUCCAGUCAUUCAUAUAAACCUCGAAGGACUCUUUUUUUUUUUUUUGAUCGGUAAUGGAUUUGGUGCUGGCGAGAAACCUUCGAGGACUUUACCACUAUACACCGAUGCUAUGUAAAACCAAGUACAGUAAUGUUAAGGUUUUCAUAGUUUUCUUCUUAAUGGGAAAGCUUGAAUGUUAUCGGAGUUCUUGUUAACCGGAAUUAAAGCUUGUUGUUGUUGUAAUUCUUUAUUACUUUGCUUAAUAUAAUGGAAAGCUAAAUUUCUU